AGAGCCCUUCCCUUCAGCGUCGGACGCAGCGAUGGAGACCGCUCCCUCCACUUUUGUGUCCCUUCUCCUCGUCCUCUUCAUCCUCUCCUCACCCGCCGCCGUGCCCGCCGCCAUGGCCCGGCCAGUCGUGGACGUGCUCACCCCCGACGUCCUCCUCGUCUCACCCCCCGCCACGCCCUCGGCCUUGGCCCCCGGCCCCGACGUGCACGCCUCCGACUACGACGUGUACAUAGUCUUUGUCAGCCGUACUGGUUACAUUGACUCCGUGGACUACGACGUCCGGCUGCUCGCCUCCGUCAUCGGAAGCACGCAGGAGGCAAAGAAGGCCAUGAUCUACCACUAUAGCGGUCUCGGGUUCGCGGCGAGGCUCACAUGUAAUCAAGCGGACCAGUUAGCAAGGAAGGAGGGCAUUGCAACCUUCAAGGACAAGACGUACUAUGUGGACAACGGCGGUCGCUUGCCUCGAUUCUUUGAAGAGAAUGUCUGAAGAUCAAAUGUUUACCCAACUCCUGCUACCACUACGACCUGAAACAUGUCACUAUGAAGUUCUGGGCGAUUUGUUGCACCGACUGUUAAGUUUGUACUGUAUGUACCCUGAA
This is a messenger RNA of Triticum aestivum (bread wheat), 599 nucleotides long. RefSeq lists its product as uncharacterized. NCBI's taxonomy places the organism in Eukaryota, Viridiplantae, Streptophyta, Magnoliopsida, Poales, Poaceae. Bases 32 to 487 code for a protein of 151 amino acids. The record is from RefSeq and is a predicted model, not a curated record. The transcript has 3 exons.